CGAGAUUAUGCUUAAUCACAACUUUGUUUCCUACGUUUACUUUUUAAAAUUACAAAAAGUCAAAACCAACAUUUCACUGCACCAUCAUCUCUCUCUCAACAAUGGACGUUAAUAUUCUUCAACCGUCUUCUUCCUCUCUCUCUCUCUCCCUCUCGAUCAUCAACCUCUCUACAACCUUCUUUGCUUAGGAUUCACAUUUAAUUAGACUUGGUCCGACUCUAAUGGCGCCUGAACGAUUUCGAUUCCGGCGAACAGAGAGGAAUUGGGCUACGCUUUGCUGUUCUUCGGCUUCUUCGUCGUGCUUACAGCUCUAUUGGGCUCGUCUUCUCCUCCGUAAAUGGCUUAACAUUUCGGCCACUGAAUCAGAUCUUACCGUUGAUAGUGAAGAUGAAGAAGAUGAUGAUAGUGCUGGUGAUUCUGAAAGCGAAGGAAUCGAAGAAGAAGCUCAUGCUGAUACUGACGAUGCUGAACCAAAGCUGAGAAGAAGGAACUCAGAAACGUUCAGGGUUCAGUAUAUGGACACCAAAGCAAUCAGGCCGCACAUCUCAUUUGAGUUCUUUGGUAAAACGUUGGUUUUUGAUGUAGCUAGAAUCUGUGUUGGGACUUGGAAUGUUGGAGGAAGAGUCCCACCUCCUGACUUGGAUAUUGAUGGUUGGGUCGAUACCAUCGAACCGGCAGACAUUUAUGUCAUCGGUCUUCAAGAAAUCGUUCCGCUGAAUGCUGGCAACAUAUUUGGUAUUGAGGAUGUGCGGCCUGCUUCUGAAUGGGAGGACACUAUACGCGAUGCGCUAAAUAGAAUCCGACCUCGAAAGGUAAAGAUCGUAAGCUACAGUGAUCCUCCUUCACCGUCAAAGUUUAAGCCACUGGAAGAGGUCCAUGAUGUAGUAGAAGAUAUGUUUACUAGCAAUGUGAUUCAUCCCGUUGAUGAGAACGUCGACUUUGAUGGUAUAGUUGAUACUAACUACGACAAGAGAUCAUGCUUGCCGAGACAAGAGUAUCUCCAGAGGCAGUUUUCAUCUCCAAAGACGCUGGACAGGUUGUUUUCAAUGCAGCUUGACAAUGGUUCGAAACGUGCAAAAAGGUUAAACCGAUGGUUUAGUUACUCCGAAAGAGUUGGUUUGAGCUGGCCAGAGCCUCCACUGAGAUUGUUAAACCAACAUGUCCGAGAAAAACGUUGUUCAUACAACAAGUCUUCAUUGAAGCCUUUCAAGAAUUAUAACUCUUUUAAAGCGAUUGGAAACAAUUACGGUGUUGCAGCGGGGAAGAAGACGCCUCUACUUGCGGAUUUAGAUUUCAAGCCUCUCAUGAAUGUGAGGAAACCAUCGUAUGUACGGAUCGUAAGCAAACAGAUGGUUGGAGUUUUUUUAACCAUAUGGGUUCGGAGAAGCUUGCGCAAGCACAUAAGAAACCUCAGUGUGUCUACUGUUGGUGUUGGCGUUAUGGGUUACAUUGGUAACAAGGGAGCUGUCUCCGUGAGCAUGUCAGUGUAUCAGACACCGUUUUGUUUUGUGUGCACGCAUCUAGCCUCAGGGGAAAAAGAUGGAGAUCAAAGGAAAAGAAACGCUGAUGUAAGCGACAUUCACAAAAGAACGCAUUUUCAUCCUCAUUCUCUUAGCGCAACAAGACUUCCAAGAAGCAUCCGUGAUCACGAAAAAAUAAUCUGGCUGGGAGAUCUGAACUAUCGGAUUAACUUAUCGUAUAAGAAGACACAUGAACUUAUUGCAAGAAAAGACUGGAAGAGGUUAGCUGAAAAGGACCAGCUUGCAAGAGAAAUGAGACAAGGGCGUGUAUUCGAGGGAUGGUCAGAAGGAGCUCUAGAUUUUCCACCAACUUACAAAUACGAAAUCGAUUCAGAAAACUACGGAGGAAAAUAUCCGAAAGCCGGGAAACGGACACCAGCAUGGUGCGAUCGUAUUAUUUGGUACGGGAAAGGAAUGAAGCAUAUGAGUUACAGAAGAAGUGAGAUCAAACUCUCUGAUCACCGGCCGGUCACAGCUACAUUUGUGGUGGAGGUUGAGGUUUUCUCUCCUCGGAAGCUUCAGCGUACGCUCACGCUCACAAACGCAGAGAUUGAUAGCCAUGAAGCUUUUGUGCACGAUUAGUUUUUGAAACUAAAAUCAGAUCUAUUCACUCUGAAAAUGUUUCAAAUCAUUUGUUAUUCAUAGAUUCUAUUUGUGACAUGUUUCGUCAAAAAAAAACGUCUUGGUUAAUGGUUUGUGAAAGGGUGUCAAUAUGUAGUCUUAGUGUGAAAUACACAAUCUUCCUACAUGUGUGUGCGUGUGUGUUAAGAUAUGUAUUCGUGAAUCAAGAUGUGAAAAAAAACUAAUUGAAUCCAAGUCUCUCUAGCUAUAUUUGGGGUUUGAUUCAAUGUACAAGUUAAA
Thlaspi arvense is the source of this 2381-nucleotide messenger RNA. The record is from the annotation of a GenBank genome assembly. Lineage: Eukaryota; Viridiplantae; Streptophyta; Magnoliopsida; Brassicales; Brassicaceae.